This is a messenger RNA of Hordeum vulgare subsp. vulgare (domesticated barley), 2178 nucleotides long. RefSeq names its product crocetin glucosyltransferase, chloroplastic-like. Bases 378 to 1913 code for a protein of 511 amino acids. The transcript has a single exon. The record is from RefSeq and is a predicted model, not a curated record. Lineage: Eukaryota; Viridiplantae; Streptophyta; Magnoliopsida; Poales; Poaceae. Gene Ontology annotation, molecular function: UDP-glycosyltransferase activity.
AAUAGAACCAAAGGUGCACUAAAUCAGAGCCUACUCUCUCCGUUUUAAAAUAAAUAUUUUAAUUUUAUAUUAGCUUUAAUAUAAAGUUGUACUAAGGUUGAAACCCAUAUUUUGGGACGAACGGAGUACUAAAAUCCUCUGCUGCUAGAUCGGGUGGUGGGACUUCUCAGUCAGUGUACCGUCAGUGCUGACCUCACAAUUGUUGACCCAAUCAAGAGAAAUUUAGCGAGCUGGUGGUGAUUGGUGAGCUUCGGCCUCAAGCACCCUCACGGUCACUCCCACUCUGACUCUUUCCAGGUCGACGAUUUCUCCAACCUUUUAAAGAGCCACACAGACGGCCGCCUACAGACUACCCGAUCGGAUCCACUUGUCUUGUCAUGGCAGACGCGGCACGCCAGCAGGACGGCCUAGGCGACGGCGGUCGCCGCCACUUCCUCAUCGUGGCCUACGGCAUCCAGAGCCAUCUCAACCCGUGCCGCGUCCUCGGGCAUCGCCUCCUACAGCUACACGAUGCAGACGGCUCAGACCCCGUCCUCGCCACGCUCUCACUCCCGUUGUUCACGCACCGCCGCAUGUUCCCUUCGUCCGGCAACGGCGAGCCGGAGGGGGCGGAGGCCACAGACGGCCUCAUCUCUUGCGUUCCCUUCUCCGACGGCGUCGACGACGGCACCACCGCCAGGGGCCCCGAGGAGAGGGCGCGCCGCCGCCGCGCGUCCUUCGAGAGCCUCUCGACGGUCGUCGCGCGCCUCGCUGCCUGCGGCCGGCCCGUUACGUGCAUCGUGUGCAGCAUGAUGCUCCCCUGGGCACUGGACUUGGCGCGGGAGCAGGCCAUCCCGUUGGCCGUGUUUUGGAUACAGCCGGCAACCGUCCUCGCCACCUACUACCACUACUUCCACGGCUACGGCGACCUCAUCGCGUCCCACGCUGCCGACCCCGCGUACGAGGUGACUCUGCCCGGGCUGAGCCGGCCUAUCAGGAUCCGUGACUUCCCGUCAUUCCUCGUCGACACAACCGGAGCUGAGGUGGGCAAGGUCGUCAACGCGGCCUUCUGUGAACUGUUCGAGUUCAUGGACGAGCAGACGCGGGAUGUCAAGGUCCUCGUCAACACUUUGGACCAACUGGAGCCGGCGGCGCUCGCGGCCAUGAGGGAGCACAUGGAUGUGUUCGCCGUCGGCCCCAUGGUCGGGUCGUCGGCCGAGGCGCGGAUCCAUCUGUUCAACCACGCCGGUGCCGACAAGACGAGGUACAUGGAGUGGCUCGGGGCGCAGCCGGAGAGGUCGGUGGUGUACGUCUCGUUCGGCAGCAUAUGGACGUACAGCGAGCAGCAGAUGGAGGAGAUCGCGGACGGGCUGCGGCGGUGCGGACGGCCGUACCUGCUCGUGGUGCGCAAGGACGGACGGCAGGAGGACGUGAGCCGCUGCCUCGAGGACGUCGUGAAGGAGGGGAAGGGCAUGGUGGUGGAGUGGUGCGACCAGCCGGAGGUCCUCUCGCACCCGUCCGUGGGGUGCUUCGUCACCCACUGCGGGUGGAACUCCACGCUGGAGGCCAUGGCGCUGGGCGUGCCGGUCGUCGCCGCGCCGAGCAUGUUCGACCAGCCGACCAACGCCAUGUUGAUAGAGGAGGAGUGGGCUGCCGGCGUCAGGGGAGACCGCAACGGCGACGGCAUCUUCGCUGGGGCGGAGCUGGCGAGGUGCGUUGAGCUGGUCAUGGGCGACGGCGCGAGGGCCCUCGAGGUGAGGACAAAAGUGGAGUCUCUGAAAGGGAUGGCGCGGGAUGCAAUGGCUCCUCGAGGGCCGGCGGAAAGAAACCUCCGAAGCUUCGUCUUGGAGGUCCAAACUACGGAUGAAGCUCGCAGGAAGGACAUACCACAGGUCCACAACCAUGACGAAAUCAACGCCAAACUUAGCCAAUAGUAGAUUUGCACACUCAUUCUAAUCAACUCGGGAUUUAAAUACUCAUUUAGGAUUUGCAUGUGUAUGUUUUAAGGACAUGUACAAUAAUGUUAUCUUAAAAGCGACACAUAGGAUAAAUGAUAAAGUGGAGGAACAGAACUUGGAAAAAAGGCUUUGCCUUUUCUUAUUUAAGAAAAGACAAGAGGUGAUCUUUUAACAUAAUGUCUCAUCAUGUUUUUAAGAACAACUAAUUAUAGAAGAUAAAGUUAAGACAUGAUUCAUUGUA